GGUUUCCAAACAUGGCGGCUGCUGAUAGUGGAAUCUUCUCCAGGAAAGCAUGCGUGGUAGUCACCGGUGCAAGUAGAGGUCUAGGAAAGUCCGUUGCCAAGAUAUUCGCCACAAAAUUCCCAGAGUCAUCACUGUUCAUUCUCCUGGCAAGAAAUUUAACAGAUUUAGAAGCAGUGAAAGCAGAAAUCCGGGAAAAUAUGCCUACUCUCAAAGUUGCUGUCAAAAAAUUUGACCAGGGCAACCUUGACCAAGCGAUCUUUGACUCGCUAUUCGAUACUGUAUUUGAGGAGUACGGUGUGUCACCAAACGACUUUGAGCAGUCAGUGAUUGUCCAUAAUGCAGGAACACUGGGUGACAACACAAAGUACGCCAGUCAGUUAUCUGAUGUCGCUACCGUUCAGAGGAACUUUGAUGUCAACGUAUCCGGUAUGAUCCUGCUCAACUCGGGGUUCCUCAGGAAAUUCUCAAAUUCAUCUAAAGGAAGACUGAUCGUCAACCUGUCUUCGUUAGUGGCAGUUCAACCGGUAUCUUCCUUUUCAUUAUAUUGCACAGGGAAGGCAGCCAGGGACAUGUUUUUCCGAGUAAUGGCUGCUGAGGAUCCUUCCAUCCGUGUCUUGAACUAUGCCCCAGGACCUUGUGAAACAGACAUGCAGAAGGCGUGUCGUGAGGAUACAGUGGACUGUACAACAAGAGAUAUGUUUCAAGCCAUGCACAGAGAAGGAAAUACCCUGGACUGUGACACCUCUAUUGCUAAGCUGGUGGAGCUGCUGAGGCUGGAUCAGUAUGACAGUGGAGCUCACAUCGACUUUUUUGACGACAUUGGAGGUCAUGUUGCCAAGACAUCUCUUAACCAAUGAUCUCGGUUCAGGUUGUACUGAAGUAGCUAACAAUUCUGCCAAAUGAUCACAAAGUCAUUAUAAUUUAAUGACAAAUAUGUCAUUAGCAGUCUUAGCUAGAUAUGAAAGUAAUUAGUCAUCUUAUUGAGAAUAAUAUU
This is a messenger RNA of Mizuhopecten yessoensis (Yesso scallop), 994 nucleotides long. RefSeq names its product sepiapterin reductase-like. The record is from RefSeq and is a predicted model, not a curated record. Lineage: Eukaryota; Metazoa; Mollusca; Bivalvia; Pectinida; Pectinidae. Gene Ontology annotation, molecular function: sepiapterin reductase (NADP+) activity. Bases 12 to 857 code for a protein of 281 amino acids. The transcript has 3 exons. Gene Ontology annotation, biological process: tetrahydrobiopterin biosynthetic process.